UCUUCCCGGGACCAGUGCUGUUAUGAGUGAGCAGAGAGCGACCAUGAAUGGCCUGUGCACCCUGCAGCAGCUCCAGCCGGAGCCCGAGCCGGACAAUGUGAGAACGGUGCGUAUGACUCUACGUGAUGACCAGUCUCCAGAGGGGACCGACACCAUCAAAGUAAAGCCGGUGGGACGUGCCUUCGCACUCAUCUCCUCUCACCCCCUCCGGGGGUCCCGGCCCCUCAACUCUGAACUGGUCAAAUCCAAGGAUGGAGAUGAAGAGAUCAUUAAGGUAUAUCUCAAAGCUAAAGCAGAGAGCAAGAAAAACCACGAGUGGAAUGUCUGCCAGCUGAGGAACGAGGUGCGGCAGAUCCAUGAGGCUCGGACCUCCUUGACUCUUCUAAGGCAGGACCUUGAUGCCUCCAAGCAUGAGGUUCACCAGUCAGACGAGGAAGAUCGAGUGGGAAGACAGAAUGGUGAUGGAACUACCAAUGGACUGUGGUCACAGACUAUAGCACAUGAAGAGGAAUUCCCACUGGAUAAUGGUAAGAACAUGAGGGAGACGGCACAGAAGUUGUAUGCCAGACUCCAGGAAUCGGAGAGACGGCACCAGGCAGACCGCAAGAUGUACGAGGAAAAACUGAGUCACUGGCAACAGGAGGCUGAGCAGAGCAAACGGGUGCGUGUAGAGGCGCAAGAAAAGGCCACCGAGCACCAGAAAGAGGUGGAGGAACUGAGGAGGCUGAUGUCCAACAUGGAGAAGGAACACCAGCAACUUCUUAAGACGAUGAAAGAUAAUGAGACAGAGCUGGAGAAAAGGAGAGAACAGCCGGACGGACCUCUGCAGGAGAGAUGUCAAGAACUGGAGAAGACUGUGUCUACCCUGAAGGAGAAGAUUCAUCACCUGGAUGACAUGCUGAAAAGUCAGCAGCGUAAAGUGCGUCAGAUGAUUGAGCAGCUCCAGAAUUCCCGGACGGCCAUGCAGGAAAAGGACUCUGUGAUCCAGGAGCUGCGGGAGAAAGUGACAUGGCUGCAGGCAGAGAACCUUGAACUACAGGACAAACUGGAACAUUUUCUCUCCUCCCAACCAGGACAUGCAUCCUACCUCCCCAGGAGCUACUCCAAGCCCAACCUCCAGAACAUUAAGAGAGUAUACCUCCCUGCAGGCUCUGGCCGGCCAUUACCACUCAUCAAACUGGUGGAGACAUGAUGUGCGACCACGAAUAAAGCUGGCUCCUGCCCUGUUCUUUACAGGCCGCUCGUAGACUAGACAUGGAGGACGUCUUCAGUUCACCCGUUGCCUUUCUUACACUUUCCUCUGUGGAUCAUCCACCUUCCAGGACGUCCCAUGAGAAGAAUUUUAUGGCAUCUACCUGGACAGGGGUGUGGGGGGGACUUUAUCACAUAUUCAUGGACACUAUACAACAACCUAAGAUGGAGCUCUCUGUGUCUCCACCAUGAAUUUCAGAGAGAUACAGGUCUCUAUGGCUGGAUGUACCGUGGGCCGUCAUGCAGCCAGACUGGAAGAUUGUGCCUUUUGUCACCUAAACCAAAGCCGAGCCCUGAGCUGCUGUUUACCCGACAUGACUCCUCUGGGCACAACACAUGCAAAUAACCUAAAAGGAAGGUGCUGAUGUCUCCCUGGCUGGCGGCACAUUAACCACUUCUGUUCUGGGUGGACAUGAAAGGGCAGGUAUCUCAGACGUCUUAUAUAACCCUACAAACAAAGCUCAUACCUGCUGAGCGGCAGCUUCUAUAAUCCUCAUCAUGGCUCCUCCCUGAGGACAGGACUGCUGUAGUUCUAUGGAUCAGCACACCGCGCGUCUUACACUGACGUUGUUUCCUUCACUACAUGGUUAAUGCCUGACAUAUUGGGGGUUCUCUAGAGUAUGCCUUGUCCCUAGCCUAGGCCAUGAUCAUAAAAACAUGGAGGUAGUUAGAGCAAUAUACUGUAACUUGUAUCCAGGUACUUGUGACUUUCCAGGUAGGGUGUGCUGGGACUUGUAGUUCAACUGAGUUUCCCGUUUGCCUCUUCCACAGGUGGCACCCAAUGCUUUACAGGCCUGUCACUCAUGCACUAAGGGCUAGAGACUGUUGAGCACUAAUGUUGGGGGUUUUACUCCUGUAGCAGACCCUGCAUGUAUUUAUUUAUGUCUGUGCGCAUUACCUGCAUCUGACGUGUUGUAUUAUACCUGGAGGUGUAGAUAUACUAGAGUGGUGUUGAAUAAAUUAUGUUAUUUAAGGCCUGUGAAGCCUGCUGUCUGUGCGGUGACAUGUAUGUACAUGAUGCAGUGAGUGGCGGCUGCGCUGAGUUUCGUCUGCACUACACACCCAGUAUAAUUAGUGUGUCACACACCCACACACACACUGUGCCGGGCGAUGGAGGCAGGACGGGGAAGCUCGGGUUUGGAGGUGCAACGCUGGGCUCACUUUGUGAUAAACAUCAGAAUCAGGCUGAUCUGUCAUAUUGGGGCAGUCUGUAGAGGUGAGGGUAUGGAAAUGAAGAGAAUGGCAUUCAGACCAUUGGGGAACUCGGUAAUCCAUUUGGCAGGGUGUCAGGGAAGGUGGGGCCAGACGUCUUUAUUUUUCAGGGUAGCGUUGAGAACUGAAUGUCAAGUAAUGAAGUAUUAAUCCCGGAGGGCAGGGCGCGGGAUAGGCUGGGCUGGCUGCUGCUGCGGCUCAUGUGUUACUCUGCGGCUCCACCUGCUGGUCAUCUGAGGCACGACGGAUAAGCACUGAGCGGGUACAAUUCUCAUUUCCCUGAUCAUUCAGGGGCUCGUCUGAUUUAUUCCUCUACCAUGACACCGAGGAGAAGAAUCAGCGGCGUCCUCUGUACAGAGACCAUUACUGGGACACACUGCAGUGAAUUCUGGUCAUUAACCAGGCACCAUUAGGAG
Messenger RNA from Bufo gargarizans (Asiatic toad), 2879 nucleotides. It is a transcript of the gene TUFT1, whose product is annotated as tuftelin 1. The coding region runs from base 23 to 1192 and encodes 389 amino acids. The record is from RefSeq and is a predicted model, not a curated record. Gene Ontology annotation, cellular component: I band; intracellular anatomical structure. Gene Ontology annotation, biological process: intracellular signal transduction. The transcript has 13 exons. Lineage: Eukaryota; Metazoa; Chordata; Amphibia; Anura; Bufonidae.